Messenger RNA from Girardinichthys multiradiatus, 11059 nucleotides. Its product is annotated as MORN repeat-containing protein 4-like. The coding region runs from base 199 to 636 and encodes 145 amino acids. The transcript has 5 exons. The record is from RefSeq and is a predicted model, not a curated record. Lineage: Eukaryota; Metazoa; Chordata; Actinopteri; Cyprinodontiformes; Goodeidae.
GCUUGAGUUCAGGUGGCGGAGAAACAGCCAAUCAGAAUAGGGAUUUUUGGAACACUGAUGAGGCAAUUCUUAAAAAGAAAAUAUCAAAGGUGGGGAGAAAAAAGCUUAGUCGCUGAGUGGAGCAGAUGAAGUGCCGCGUUGUUUUCAGAGAUGUAGAGGGAAGGAACUGAGUUUCUCUUUAAUAAAACAGAGGGACCCAUGACCCUGACACGAGGAUCCUUCACCUAUUCCAGUGGAGACGAGUACCAUGGAGAGUGGAAAGAAGGUCUGCGUCAUGGUCUGGGACAGCUGAUCUUCAGUGAUGGGACGUGCUACACUGGACAGUUUGAGAAUGGCCUGUUUAACGGCUGUGGGGUGCUGGUUUUUCCUGAUGGCUCCAGGUAUGAAGGUGAAUUUGUGCAGGGGAAGUUCCAGGGAGCUGGUGUUUUCAUUCGCUUCAAUGGCAUGAAGUUUGAGGGCGAAUUUAAAGGCGGAUGUGUGGACGGCCAUGGACUGCUGACAUUUGUGGACGGUGGAGGAGGUGGUAGCCAUGAAGGCCUGUUUGAGACCAACCAGCUGAUAAGAAGAGAGAGCAAUCACGGAGCUGUUCAGAAGGCGCAGGCAGCUUCUGCCAAAGCAAGAGCUCUGGCAUUGUGAUGUGAACCACUCCACCCACACUGUCCCCUGGUAACAGGGGCAUCCUCUAAUCCACCUUCUUUCAGUCUGACAUCCUGAAUAUGUUUUUAAUGCUCCUUUGUUUCAUUGUGCCUAGCUUCUGUAAAUGAUACUGGUUAAAAUGUUCAACUAUAUUUUCUGAUUCAUUUGAAGUCUUAUGUCUGUAACCUACAGUGUUCUCUGGAAUAAUCAGUAAGGUAAUAUAUGCUAACACAGCUUCUGACUCAGGAUCAGUAGGGCUGAACACACUCGUUCGGCACACUGUUAACAGGCUAAAUCUGAUCCAGUGUUUCCUUUAAAAAACACUGGAUGCAGCAGUGUAUAUGGGCAUAGGUAAUCCACACACCAGGCAGGUUUACCCUGGGCUUUAUUUAAGCGUUCUGCAAGUGAAUAAAAGAUCAAACUUUGGUAACAUAUAAAAUCUGAUUUACUUCACUCACUCUUGGAUACUUGAUGGUUAGGGUUUUUAGCUUAUAAACUGUUUACAAAAAAGAGAGAAACAUCUGUAAAGGGCCAGGUUUACAUUUUUCCAUGGAAGUGUUUUCAAUGCAGAACACAAUUACAUCAGUAGUUAAGGUAUUUAUUGUUGAAAUAUAGUGUUAAAACAUGCCCCUGAUCUUACAAUGUCUUAAUGGCUUUUAAAAUAUAUUACAUUUCUUAUUAUUUCCUAAGCAGUCCCCUCAGUUCCUGCCAUUUGGGUCUAAUUAUGGAAAAAUGUGUGAAUGUACAGAAUGAAAACAACAACAGAAUAAUUAUUAUCAGCUACAUUAAUUAUUUUAAAGUACAGCAGGUUACAUAUUAAAUAAUACUGCAAAAACAAAAGUGCACAGUUUAGCCUUCACUGUGGCAAAUCCUAUUUCUAGUCAUGGUAAGUGUGUUUACACUCACUGACAAAGUUAGGAACCUAGAGGGAGUGGUCCAAUUUACAUAUUUUCUUACACAUGCAGACCAGUGAUGGAUAUUUAAUUUGUAAGGAGCUUGCAUUUCUAAAACACGUUAACAAGUCCAGGUUUUCCAUGUCCAGGUCAAGUGUUAAGCCUCUAAUGACUGAAAUGUUCUCACAUCACAUUCAUGUUGUCUAUCUUGCCUUUAUAAUACAGAACUCCUGUAGGAUAAAAAAAUUUAAAUCAUUAUCAUUAAGCCUGAUUUUACAUAUAGACAUUUGCAUCUUUAUCUUUUUCAAAGCUUUUAAUUCAACAUUAAAAAAGAACGUCAUUUUUUGAUUAGUACUCAGUACUCCAGUCCUUAGAGUGCAAGUCUAAGUCAAGUCUGGGUCUCAAUAUUUGUUUAGUGUGACUUAAAUCUAAGUUACAGACUUGAUGAGAACAUCACCAGAGGUCAUAGGUGGUGGCAUCCUUAAGUGAAGUAAUAAUGUGAUAAACACUUGAUCAUGCGAACUCAAUAUAGCCCUUAUAAGAUUGUGACAUGUAACGUUAAUGCUAUCUCAUUUCUGAGGAAUCUUCUGUGUCUGGUUAUCUUGAUUUCAAUUUUCAUUUCAGUCCCUCCACCUGUGAUGCCAGAGCAUAUGAUGCCUGUUAUAGAUGUCCCAACCAUUUACAGUGGCUCUCAAUAGUUUACACACCCAUGUAAAAAUGACACAUUUUCGUGGUGAAAAAAUGGAAUCAAGGUCAUUUUAAAACUUCUUUGGUUUGAGACAGUCACCAUCCCACAUCUUUACUUGAUAAUAUUUGCUCACUCUAUUUUGCAAAAGUUCUCCAAAUCUAUGAGACUAUGAGAAGAAGUUUUGUCCACAGCCCUCAUCAGAUGACCCCAAGACUUUCUGUCAGUUUUAUGUCUGAACACUGGAUAGGCCAUUCUAAACUUAAAUUUUACUCUUUGUAAGUCAUUUUUUAUUAGUUUGGAUAAAUGGUUAAACUGAUUGCGAUGCUGAAAAACAAGUUUCUUCACCUUCAGCUUCUAAACAAGCACAUGAAGGUUUCGAUUCAAAACUGGCUGGUAUUUGGAACUAUUCAUAUUUUUAUCCACCUUGACAAAACCCCUAUUCCAUCUGAAGAAUGUAAUACCAGAACAUGAUGCUGCCACCACCGUGUUUCACUGUGGUGUUCUUUUAAUGAUGUUCUGUGCUUUUUGUUUGAGACACGAGGUUUAGGGAGAGCCGGGCCAAGAAGAAAUACACUUGCCUUGUAGUUCUAUUCCUUAGUCCAGACGUGUAGAAUAUAGAAUAUUGUUUUCACAGGUAAAACACAAUAUGUGCUUAGCAGACAUUCCUGUAGCUCCUUUAGUUUCUUGGCCGACUUCCUGUCAUAUUUCUUUAUUGUCUUCCCAUUUAUUUUGGAGAAGCGUCCAGUUUAAGUCAUGUCACUAUUGUCUUGGAUUUUCUCCAAUUACGGAUGACUGUGCCAAGGUACAUGUUUAUAUAGUAUGUAUAUUGCUGUGGAUUGUUUAUAUUUUUCUCCUGACUGAUACAAUGAGAUCAUUCAUCCUUCGGCAAACAAUUGAUUCAGCUGAAGCAUGUAAAUAACAAAUCAAAAGCUGCUUCAUCACACUAUUAGUUUACGGGUGUGCAAACUUAUGCCUCCAGGUUUUUACAACUAUAUAUAUAUAUAUAUAUAUAUUUACAUUUUUCCCUCUAACAGGUUUGUGGCAAAACAUUUGAAAUUAUUUAUCGCGCCCUUAUUUUCUUACAUCAAAGCCAGGCAUUUUAAUUUAGGUGUGUACACUUUUGAGGGCCGUUGUACAUAUAGGUGAGUGCUCUGCAUGUGAUCCAAACUACGUCCAAGUCUGACCAUUUUUGCUAGAGUUUUACCUUGUUACAUUGACAAAUAUUUUUGCCAAUGAAUGCAUAUUGGCCCAGUUCACAGCAAAUGUCCUUUCAGGGAACCAAACAAAAAAAAUGGGUGUGAUUCAAAUUCAAUAACAUACAGUGAAAUGACACCUAAAUCUGCCUUAUACAGUCAGAUUAGGAGUGAAUUCAGUUACAUGUAGUCCAAUUACUUCUGAUUCAUUCCCAGUAUACAGUCCAAUUUAAACCCAAACUAAUACAAAUACAUUCAGUGUUUAGUGAUGAAAAUUUAAAUCUAAAAGUCUUAUUUAAACUACACUUACCAACAUAGCAAAACAAACAGAUUAAUUGUUACAGUGAAUAUUCCAAACAGUACUAAGAAAGUAAUAUGUAUAUUGUGCAUCUGUUCAUUAAAGCAUAAUCAGGGUCACUUUCCCCUUAACUGGAACCAAACUAAAGCCCAGUGUAAACUCGCACAAACAUGUUGAUUAUGAAAUGAUCACCCUGAGUUUUCUGCCUUCCCUUUAAAAUGUGUAUUUCUUCUAAUGCCUGACCUUCUCUGUGCUCUGGAACACCAGUUUAGGUUGGAUUUUCUUAUCACUCAGUGCCAUUUCAGCCCAGUCUGAUCCCAGAUCAGCAGGAACAUCUUCAGUGCCAACUAAAUUUGGGAGAGUGGUGGAUGGGUUGGCUCUUGGACAAUAAAAGCUGCCACAUUGUGCAGGAUUCAGUAAUGAGUGCAAUUUCUGUGUUGGAGGUGCAAUUUGAUAAUAAUGUGCAAUUUCUGUCUGAGAGCAAGUUUUCCCUCCCACCAGCCUUUCAGUUGGGAGGAUGACAAGCUGACAGUUUUAGCUGUAAAACGAGAAAGGUUAUGUUGAAGCAGAGGCUUUAAGUCAGAUGAUUUUUCCUACUAAAGUGUUUAUUCUGCAAAUCUAGGUUUGGUUCCACAUAAAACUGUUAGUGUCUUUUUCACAAAAGUGCAUGUUUAUGCAAAAUUUACAGUCUUUUACCUUUAUAUCAACAUUAAUUUAACCAGAAGAAACUGUGAUUGAAAAGAAAAUGUUUUACCCUGUCAAUUCUUAGGCAGAUCUAACCGGUUUUAUUAUUUUUUAAUUAUUUUUUACUCAGUUUAAUAUGCCUGUAGGGUGGCUCUUAAAAGUCAUAGUCAGUGUUGGAAUGUUUAAUGUCUGUGCACAGUGUAAUUCCCAUCCACCACAAAAAGACUCACUCACUUUAUGAACCUAAGGCUUAAAGAAACAGUGAAACCAACACGUUUUACCCGUGCAUUGUGGCUGUUGGUAGCCACUGUCUGUCCGUGUAAUGAGACUACUGUGUAGAUGUGCCAUAUCUGUGUCUGUAUUGUCAUGUGUAAGCGGGGGUUGGGUGGUUAAUUGGGAAGUGGAUUUAAUUUUCUGUUACCUGAAUUUCUCACAGUAUGAUUAUUUUAUGAUGUGGAUUUUGGAUCAUGUGUCCUCCUUGGAAAUCAAUUAGACCAAAGGAGAAAAAAAAUAAAAAUCUGAAUUGAUGGAGACUUAUCACAACCUUUAAUUGGCUUUAGGAUUUUAACUGGAAAUGUCAAAACACCGUACUGCUGCCUUUAGGUGGUUUUAGCAAAAGAAUAUCUGAAUUAAUCAUUCGGCUUUGAACAGUGAUUUCCUGGUGUCUUGUGUGUAUGUUUUAUUUUGUCCUAUAAAUAACCAAACGAUCCCCCAUGAGGGUCAUGAAUCCCUUUAAAAGCACAUUUAAACCUCAACUUGAAAAGUUGCCAUCACAUAUUAAAAUGAAUGACUGUCACUCAGCACCUGUAGUAUUAUCAUGAUAACUGUUUGCUACUGUUAUAGUAAUUUGUUGUUUUACUCUCAUGGGAAUUUCAGAUUAUGAUUCCUCAUUUCCUGAGAGGUCACUUCUUUUCUUCUGAGAUAGAAGCAGUUCUUUAUUAUGGUCUUUAACCUCAUUUUGGAUCAGAUCCCAGAAAGACACUGGAUAACUGAUUUAAACUCAUAGGGAUGUUACACUUAAAUCCUCUAGAUAAAACUAUAGUAAUAAAAAACAUUCUUUAUUAUUGGUGAGUUGCAUUUCACUUGGAUGUUGUAGUUUCCAAAUUCCUAGUUAGAAAAUGAAGAGGAAUGCCCCUUCUCAUCAACCCUAACCUUCAAAUCCAAUAUGGCUACUGCUUGUACAAUGCCCUGAAAAAGGUUUUGUCACUUUACAGUUUGCAGCAACCACAGCCAUCAGGUGUUUGUGAUUACUGGCAAUGAGUCAUUUACAUCACUGUGAAGGAAUUCUGACCACCCCUCCUUUCAGAAUUGUUUUAAAUGACCCACAAAGCAGUGCUGUUGAGACUAAAUGGUCGGUUUAGGGUCACGGCAACGCAUCUCCAUUGGCUUUAAGUCCAGAAUUUGACUAGGGUUUGGCAAAACCUUAAUUUGGAUUAUUUUUUAGCUAUUCAAAGGUGGAUUUGUUUGUUUCUUCCUGCACAACCCAAGUAUGCUUAAGCUGGGGACACAAACUGGCCAGGCAUUCUCUGUCAAGAUUUUCCUUUAAAGAGUAAAUUUCAUGAUUUGGAUGGACAGGACGUUGUCCAGGUCCUGAAGACCAUCACCCAACCACUAUCAUGUUUGACUGAUUAGAAUCUUUCUCAAAUGCUGAAUGAGUCCCAGAUGAGUCGCUAGUGCCCUCUUAGAGUAAUUCUGGUAGGUCGGACACUCCUUGGAAGGUCUACUAAUGUGCCAUAUUUUCUCCUAAAAGCUUUGACUGUGGUUCACUUGAAUUUAAAGCCUUAGAAAUUGUUCCCUAAGCCUUUCCAGACUGUCAGUGUCUUUGUUUUUUUUGUUGUUGUUGUUUUUUAGAUCUUUUAACCGUCUUUGUUUUGUCAGACAUGGUUUUUUUUUUUUUUGAGUGGUUUCCUAAUUCUACAGAUCUAGAAAGAUUCAGACCAGUGAAACUAAUCUAAAAACAAUACCGUUAAUCGCAGUUAAUUCAUGAUUUAACAAACAGGGCAAUUAUAUUUUUACAAAUGCCAGAUUGGUUUGGAUAGCUGUUUUUUUAAUAAAAGAAAUCAUUAUUUGAAAACUACUACUAUCAUUUGAUAUUAAAAUUUUUUUGAUGGUCUGAAACAAUAAUUGUAAUAAAAAUAAUAAUAACAAAAAAAAUCUGUUAGGGGCAAAUACCUUUUACAGUAAUGUGUACAACAUGGGGAAAGCUGCAAUAAUAAACUUUUCAUUUACACUUUGAUGGUUGGUAACUCAUUAAAUCAAUCACACACAUAGUUCUACGCAAAUCUUUUUGUGAACAUGUUCCUCUGAGUGCCGUCACACUAUUUCCUUUCUUUCCUUGUAUGUUGGAAUAUUGAAAGAAGUAUUUUAUAAGGGUAUAAACAGGAGCAAAUGAGGAACACGUUCUGUCCUGUCUUUGAACCAUAUGGUAUAUGUAGAUUUGGACACACCCUGUUUUGUAUAUUGCAUGUGUAUUGGGAUGAAGGGUGUUAAAUUCCGAAUGUGGUACUAAGUCAAAACAAGGUGUUACCUUUGUUACACACUACUUGAAAAACGAUGUCCCGUUUAUGCAAGUAGUGUGAAACGAACACUUAAGCCUAUAGGAUCUAACCAUUUUAGAAGUGCAGGGUUUUACUUUCUGGCACAAAGAACCAUUUUUUAACCAUUACUACACAAGUGGAUUAGAUAUAAAACUCAAGCUUAUCAGAUGAUUAUCUGAGCUUAGCUUUGUGUGAAAUGUUGUCCAGAUAGAGUCAGGCCAGCUUUACAUGUCUGCUUCCUGCCUCCAUGCCUGGAGGUGAGAAUGCUAUUAAUCUUCCCAUGUAGCUUUCUGAGAUUAUAGUCUUACCUCAGGUCAGAUUUGAGGAUAUAUUUACUCAAGCAAUGGUUUACAUUUCAGUGCCAUAUAUUACUUACUCUGGUUUCUCCUAAAUGUAGAUAUGCAGUCAGCUAGGCCACAGUUACUUCAUCAGAGCACUGUAAAACAAUUUGGACAAGAUGGCAUGCAACUCAAUUUGUUUUUCAAACGAUUUAUGAUUUUCUUUCCACAAACCUGGAAUAAACCUGAAUAUGGCUUUGAAACAAAGUUUUAACAAUCUUAGCUAAUUAAUGUGACUUUGUUAAAAUACUAGGUUAGGUGAUGGCAUGACUUUGUUUCAGUGUCUGAACUUGACUGUGAAUUUAAAAUAUUUCAGUCAGUUGACACAGAUGUUGCGUUGUUCAUAAUUUCACAGUUUUUACUCCUAAAAGGAGUAAACACACAGAAACAUGUUCAGUCAAUGUGUGCUACACAGUACAAACCAAACCCUUUACUGUACUUAGAGUGGAGGGAAAAACUCUACAGAUGAACAUGAGGAACGACACAGACUAAGUUCAAUGAGUGCCUUAACAACAACCUUCCUCUAUCACGCUAUGAAUAUUUUGAAUACUGCCUCUUUUAUGAAUUGUUUAUGAAGUGUCAUAGCUUUUUUGUUAAAGAAAACAUUUUUUUUGUCUUUUUAAGCUUUGUAAAGGAAAUGAUUAGAAGGAAAGUGUUGGAGGUGAACGGCAGUACAUAACCUGCCUGUCACUCUGGUAAAGAGUACAGCUUUGUAAGCAGCAACAAUCGACCCACCAGCUCCACUUCCUGUAAGCCAUGAAUCAGAUUGAGUUUCUGGGGAAAUCCACAGACAGAGACAGAGGCACUGAAUUGUUAGGGUCCCACAGUCUAUAGUUGUUGUGGUUUUAGAGAAAGACUAAACAUAUAGAGACUGGUGUACCCAAAAUCACAUCUGGUCUGCUCUGUGUCAUGAUCUGCCUGCGUUUUAAGUUCUGUUUAUUUCUCUUCACUGCCAGGUCCUGCACUUGCUUUAUUUUAGUUCAUUCAGGUUUGUUAGAUUUAUUCUGUUGUUUAGGUGUUUGUUACUUCCCUGGUUAGAUGUAUUAGUUUAUAUUUUCCUUAUAGAUCUGGUCCCCCUUGUUAAUGUGCUUUAGUUAAUCUCAUUGUUUACUUGCUUCAGUUCAUUUAGAUGUAUUUAUGUUACCUCCCUCCACUCCCUGCUCAUUUGUGUUAAUUAGUCAAUCUCCCUCAGUAUUCUUUAGGUUCCCUUCCACCAGCUGCUCUUGAUUCUGUCUCUGAUUAGCCUCCUCAGUUCAUUGGUCCACUCUCCACUUCCCUCAGUAUUUAUCCUCUGGUUUUCAUUUUUCCCACUGGUUUCUCAAGCUUCCUACCUGAUGUCAUCCUGUACACUACCCUGGCUUCUACCUGCUCCAUGUCAUUGCUUCUGUUCCACACCCUGCUGUGCUGUAAGUUUGCCUUUAUUUAAUUAAACAAAGAUCGUACUCAUCAUGUUCCAUCUGCCCUCUUGUCUGCACAUCAGUCCAACCCAAACUCAGCGUUAUAUUACACUCUGAAAUAUCAAAAAGGUAUUCAUUUGUAAAUUUUAUUAAUUUCUUUCUGUUCAGUUUUAUUAAAGUCAUGUUUGCAUAUCAGUUUGUGUUGUCAGUGUAUUUUGAAUGUAUUGACUGGUAUUCAUCUUUUGUGUUUAGGUUAUCUUUUUUCUUUAGGAACAUGUGUAUCUUGGGUCUCUGUAUACUGCCUGCAUUGCACAUAUGGAGUCACUUUAAUACCCUAUAGUUGAACCUCUCUGACAUGUUGUUUUUACAGAGGUGUACUUAGUUUGCAAUAAACGUUUUUUGGUCAUUCGAGUGCAAUAUUGAAUAGCUGUAGCAACCGUAAAAUAGAAAAAAAUGACUUUUUAAAAGGGCCUAAAAUCCCACAGUGCAGGAUUCUGAGCAAUCUAAGACUGGGUUCUACUGCUAAUUGGAUGUGCUUAAGCCAGUGCCAUCAUGUGUAGGCCCGGCCUGUAUGGCUGCUGAAUUGUUUACUAAGCAGUAGAAUAUUUAUCUGUUCUACACACAGAUGCAAAGUGCCUGAUAAUGAUAGCCCAUAUAAUACCAUGCAAAGCUAUUCAUACAGCUUGAACCUCUCUAUUAUGUGUAGUUUAUUGGUGUAUUAGAUGGACCAACUCAAUGCAGUGAAAAAAUGUAUAAGUCUGCUUGGUUUUCUGAAGGUUUUUACAAGGUAAAAUCCGAAAAGUGCGGCAUACAUUUGGAGUCAAUUUUUAGAAUAAGCUUUCACUAGAGUUACAGCUGCAAGUGUAUCUAUCGACUUUAAUUGAAACCAUUCCAUCAUAGCUGUAGCUGAAUGUUUACGAUUGUUGUCCUGCUGGAAGGUGAACCUUCAUGCCUAUCUUGAAGCCUCCUACUAAUUUCCUUCCAGGAAUGUCCUUUGUUUUAGCUCCAACUAUCUUUCUAUCAACCCAGCUACCCUGUCUUUGUUGAAGGAAAACAUCACCACAGCAUGAAGUUGCAACCAUCAUUUGUCACUAUUGCAGUGCUGAGCUCAGGGUGAUGUAUGGUUUUAGUUUUACUCCAUUAACAGUUCUAACUUUGUCUAAUCUGACAACAGCAACGUAUGCUACAUAUUUACUGUUUCCCUCACAGGACUUGUGGCCAACUGCAAACAAGACUUUAGGGCUUUUCUUUUGCUGUAAAGGUUAGGUUUAUGUUUGUGGUUUGCUGCAGCUCUUCCAGAGUCACCAUGGGCUUCAUGCCUGUGUCUCUGGUUUAUGUUCUCCUUGCCUUACCACUAAAUUCAGGUGAACCCCCAUGUGUUAGUAUGUUUUCAGUUGUGCCAUACUCUUGCCAUGUUCAGGGGAUGGAUUGAACAGAGCUCAGUGAUGUGUUCAAAGCUUUUUAACCUAAUUCUACGUAAAACUUCUUUAAAACUUUCUCCCUGAUCUGCCUGCUCUGUUCCUUGGUGUUUAUGCUGCUGUUUAUUCUCUAAUGUUCUCUAAGAAACAGCUGAGGCCAGAAACAGAACAGCUGCAUUUAUUUACAUGGAGGCUUUAUUUACUUAAGUAACUUCUGAUGACGUGGGAUUGUUUUUAGGGGUAUCGGAGUAAAAGGGGCUGCCACAUUUUUUUGGAUUUUUGUUUAAAAAAUCUUUUUGCACCCUGUGUCAUGUUCCUUCCAAUUUACAGCUAUGUGCAACUUCGUGUUGAUCUGUCAUUUAAAAUUCCAAUAAUAUAUAUGGAAAUUUGUAAAGUAAAACAUGUACAUGAAGGGACUGCAGUGGCUGGAAGUGUAUCAUUUCUGUUACACUUUUGCUGGCGUGAUUUGACUCGGAUAUGAAAUUUGAAAACCAAUAGCUGACAUCACAGGAGCUGCAACCACUUAAGAUUUCUCAAACGAAUUGUCCCUUAAGGUUUUAGGCAGAUUUCGUGUUCUUCCUUCUUUCAUUCAGCAAAUCGAGAUGAAUCAAUUGUAAACUGUGAUCUUUUUUUCUUUAAAUUUAUGGAAAAACAAAGUGUUCUCACAGAGCAGGUAGAGGUUUGGUCACUCAGGUAUUUCUUUACAGUUAUGUCUGAUUUGGUCAAAUCUGUUGUUUGAACAAAUAAAACCUAAUGAUCUAAAUGUAACUAAGGUGAUGUCAGUAACUAAAACCCACAUAAUGUGGGACACUUUCUUCUCUUACAUGUGGCUUUAUACCUUUUAAGACAUAUUUCAGAUGUGCAAAAGCAUUCUGCAACAACUGUGGCCAUAAUAUAUUUUUGUUUUUAACUAUGAAUAUGUCGUAAAAUGUGAUGUUAAAAUGAAAUAAACUGUUUUAAACCAGAUUUUAAACUGA